AUCCAAGUUCAUCCAUCUCCGAAUUAUAUUCGGUGAACUCUGUAAACGAUAUAACCCUGACUCUUUAUUGAGGCUAUCUUUACCUAAACAAUCCGCACUAUUGUUUCCUUCUCGCCAAAUAUGUAAUAUCCUUACCUCCCAUUCCUUGUGUCUCCACUGAUCAAUUUGUUUUAGCAGAUUAGAGUAAGGGCUUAAGUGAGGUGGCUUGUCCAGAAGCAAAAUCGCUGCCUUUGAGUCUGUUUCGACAAUCACUCUCUUAUGUCCAACUUCCCAGGCCAACUGUAGUCCAUGUAUGAUUCCCCAUAGCUCCGCAGCAAUAUUCGAAGCCACUCCCAAAUGCACCUCAAAUGCCGUCCUUUAUUUCUCACAACACCACCUUAAAAAAGACUAGUGAAUUCUUUUUUCUCAUGUUUCUGUAUAAAAUUUCCCUCUUUUCUUUCAUACUUGUAUAAGUCAGCCAGAACCUUCUAUUUCUACCUAAGAAAAUGGUCUCAACCUUCACUCUCCCCUCAAAACAAUUAUCAUCCUGAACGCUAUCUAUGUUUCACGGAUUAAUUACCCUCAACAAUUUUUUUUUUGUGUAGAUUUUCUUUGUAAAAAGAAAAGGGUCUAAAAGUAAUAAAAAUAGCAUUUGAUUUUGUGCUCAGAGUUAAGAGUGAUCAAACGAAAUGCUCAGACCAAAAACCUUCCGUGAACCGCUGACCACUCUCCUCCUCUCCUUCCACCACCACCACCUGAGACCCUUAACCACCGCUGCCACCACCUCCACCGCCACAACUCUUCCUCAUCCCACCAGUCCCAUAACACCAGUAAACGAAGCCCACCUUCUCAGAGUCUGCACAAUCCUGUACCAACAACAGAACUCCCCAGGCUCCAAACUCCACAACAGCCUCACCAGCACCCCUUUCCACCUAACCCAUGAAUUUUUCCUCCAAGUCUGCAACAAAUUCCCAUAUUCAUGGAGACCCGUCUACAAAUUCCACCAAUUCACCCAAAGCCAACCCCAUUUUCACCACACCUCCAUCACCUUCAACAAGAUGCUUGAUGUCGUUGGCAAGGCAAGAAACAUAGACCUUCUCUGGAACUUGCUUCAAGAAAUCGGCCGUCUUCGGUUGGUUACUACUAGAACUUAUAUCAUUGCUUUGAAAGUGCUAGCUUCUGCUAGAGAAUUAAAGAAAUGCGUCGAGCUUUUCCAUACUAUGAAUGGGCUUGGAUUUGUUUGCAGUUUGGAUACUCUGAAUAAGGUAGUUGAGGCUCUGUGUAAGGGAAAACUUGUUUUGGAGGCUAAUUACGUUGUAGUCAAGUUGAAAGAUAUUAUUAGGCCGAAUUGGAUUACCUAUAGGUGGCUGAUUUAUGGUUUUUGUGAUGUGGGGAAUUUGAUUGAGGCCUCAAAGUUGUGGAAUUUGAUGGUAGAUGAAGGCUUUGAGCCAGAUAUCGAUACAGUUGAGAUAAUGCUGGAGACCCUUUUUAAAAAUAAUAAGUUUGGUGAUGGGAUGAAGCUUUUUCAGUCAAUGAGGGUGAAGAGGAUGGACGAUUUGGGGGUGUCUACGUAUCGGCUUGUGAUCCACUGGUUGUGCAAGAAGGGGAAGUUGGGGGAAAGUUAUGUGGUGUUUGAGGAAAUGCGCGAGAGAGGAAUUAAACCGGAUAAUGCUACGUUGGGGUCUAUAGUUUAUGGGCUAAUGAGUAGAGGAAGGGUGAGGGAGGCUUAUAAGGUUGUUGAUGGGAUCGAAGAACCGGAUAUUAGUGUUUAUCAUGGGAUGAUCAAGGGGCUUUUGAGAUUAAAAAGUGCAAGUGAAGCAACACAAGUGUUUAGGGAGAUGAUAAAGAAGGGCUGUGAGCCAACAAUGCAUACGUAUGUUAUGUUGCUGCAAGGACAUUUGGGGAGGCGAGGGAGGAAGGGAUCUGAUCCGUUAGUGAAUUUUGAUACCAUUUUCGUUGGGGGGUUGGUGAAAGCAGGGAAGUCUUUGGAAGCAACCAAAUAUGUGGAGAGAGUGAUGAAUAGAGGACUUGAAGUCCCAAGGUUUGACUACAAUAAGUUCUUGCAUUAUUAUUCCAAUGAAGAAGGUGUGAUAAUGUUUGAGGUGAUGAAUAAGAAGCUAAGAGAGGUUGGGUUGUUUGAUCUAGCUGAUAUAUUUGCUAGGUAUGGGGAGAAAAUGGCAACGAGGGAUCGAAGGAGAAACAGAACAGUUGAGCCAAUUGAAUAGAGUUGAAAGAGUACGCUUUUUACUGGCUUGUUAUGUGUAAAGGCCAUUUCAGAUUGUUCUUGAAGGUCAGGUUAGGAAAAUGGAUCUGGUACGGUGGCUUUUGAAAAUAUGUUGCCUGAACUACAAUUCCCAUUUUGCAGAUGUGGUACUCCUUGUACAAAAAGAAAUACCCCAUUUCUGGCCAGCUUAAGGUCGCAGGUGGAUCUGUUUCAAGAAUCUGGCACAGCAAUGGGCUUGUGUCCUAUCCUGGUUGAUGUAACCCCCACCUUUGUACAGAAAUCCUAUUGGCUUUAAAUAUACAAAAAAUAAUUCUUCUCUGCUCUUCCAUCA
Messenger RNA from Coffea arabica (coffee), 2534 nucleotides. Its product is annotated as putative pentatricopeptide repeat-containing protein At1g26500. Gene Ontology annotation, molecular function: protein binding. NCBI's taxonomy places the organism in Eukaryota, Viridiplantae, Streptophyta, Magnoliopsida, Gentianales, Rubiaceae. The record is from RefSeq and is a predicted model, not a curated record.